AUUGUUAUUCAGUUGCUGGCUUACUCGCUGGUUGAAAUUACAUGCCUUUUGAUUGUUGUUGAUGUGUUGUAAACUUUUAACUUUUUAAAUUCAUCAAGCGAAAUUUGACAGUUUCCUUUAAUAAUGGCUUCAGUGGUCGAUAAAAUCACGGCGAUUGAGGCUGAGAUGGCCAGAACUCAGCGUAAUAAAGCAACCAUGGGUCAUUUGGGAUUAUUAAAAGCUCGUCUUGCUAAAUUAAAAAGAGAAUUGAUGACUCCAAAAGGUGGCGGAGGAGGUCCAGGGGAAGGUUUCGAUGUUGCUAAAACUGGUGACGCUAGAAUAGGAUUUGUUGGAUUUCCUUCUGUUGGCAAAUCAACGCUUAUGAAUACCUUAGCUGGUGUCUUUUCUGAAGUUGCAGCUUAUGAGUUUACAACAUUGACUACGGUGCCUGGUGUCAUUAAGUAUAAAGGGGCAAAGAUGCAACUUUUGGAUCUCCCCGGAAUUAUUGAAGGUGCAAAAGAUGGUAAAGGUAGAGGAAGACAAGUAAUAGCUGUGGCACGUACUUGCAGUUUAAUCUUUAUCGUAUUGGAUGUCUUGAAACCAUUACUUCACAAAAAACUUAUUGAACAUGAAUUAGAAGGUUUUGGUAUCAGGCUAAAUAAAGAGCUGCCUCAAAUGGUUUUAAGAAAAAAAGACAAAGGUGGAAUUAAUCUUCAAACCAUGGUAAAACUAUACUUUUUCAUUUUUAUUUCUUAUCCUGGAAAGCAUGGGAAAGAAUUGGACAUAAUUUAUCAAAUACCCCAUACAGUUCCAUUAUCAGCUCAUCAUAAAUGGAAUUUUGAUGACCUAUUGGAGAAAACUUGGGAAUACCUAAAGCUAAUUAGAAUAUACACUAAACCUAAAGGACAGUUACCUGAUUAUGAAUCGCCUGUCAUUCUAACACAUGAUAGAUGUACUGUUGAAGCCUUCUGUAAUAAGCUUCAUCGCACAAUUAUGAAAGAAUUUAAAUAUGCUUUAGUUUGGGGUUCAUCUGUAAAGUAUAAUCCUCAGAAAGUUGGAAAAGAUCAUGUUUUAAAUGAUGAAGAUGUAGUUCAAGUUGUUAAAAGAGUUUGAAAGAAAUCCUGGCCAAGGAAGAAAUGUUGUAAUAAAGUGAAAUUUAUAUUCA
Molecule: messenger RNA, 1144 nt
Organism: Parasteatoda tepidariorum (common house spider)
Lineage: Eukaryota; Metazoa; Arthropoda; Arachnida; Araneae; Theridiidae
Source: RefSeq, a predicted model, not a curated record